AUGGCCAACGCCUCAGCCUCUGAAACGAGUAAGCCUAGGCUAGGCCUGCGCGCCUUUGCUGUAAUUCUGGCUGUUAUUACAAUGUCACUAUUUGGAGCUUUAUCCGGCAACACGGGCUGGGUAUACUACAUUGUCGUCGGCAUCCCAGGGAUCUGGUCUUUGGUCAACCUCGCCCUAGUCGUCUUCAAGCGGCCUGUUCACCCGGGCGCCCAUAUUGCUCUGGAUCUCAUCUUCACAGUUGUUUUGCUGUUUUUCGGAAUCGUCAGCCUUCUAGCAGAGCGUGUGUCUCAUUACAAUGAACGCGCACAACAGCAGUCGUGGUGGGACAUGGGCGUCGCUGCUAUCUCACUCAUGAUUAUCAAUGGGUAA
This is a messenger RNA of Penicillium egyptiacum, 369 nucleotides long. The record is from the annotation of a GenBank genome assembly. NCBI's taxonomy places the organism in Eukaryota, Fungi, Ascomycota, Eurotiomycetes, Eurotiales, Aspergillaceae.